Molecule: messenger RNA, 841 nt
Organism: Tribolium madens (black flour beetle)
Lineage: Eukaryota; Metazoa; Arthropoda; Insecta; Coleoptera; Tenebrionidae
Product: ankyrin-1-like
Exons: 2
Coding region: 94-759 (221 amino acids)
Molecular function (GO): protein binding
Source: RefSeq, a predicted model, not a curated record
AAAUGAGUCAUAACCAUAGAACAUCUGAACUUUGCUGACAUUUCCAAAUGAAACCACAAAUCACUAAACCAGUUUGUUUCGUCUUUCGAAACUAUGAGUGUCUCUAAUGAAAUAAGUACGUUUGAGAUUGGUGAACCCCACUGUGACAUAAACGCCCUCAAUCCCUGGGGUUACACUCAGCUUAACGGCCACGCAUUCUGGGGUGAUUUUGACGGCGUGAAAAAACUUCUUGAAGAUGGAGCCGACGUCAACUCCACCAGUGUCUCAAAUUUUACAGCUUUACACAGCAGCACCUGGCGAGGACACUUUGACAUUGUCAAAUUUUUAAUCAAAAAUGGGGCGGAUUUAAACGCCAAAACUUCAGAUGGAUUUACUCCUGUGAACGGGGCUAUAUGGCAGGGCCACAACCAAAUAGCUAGAUUUUUGAUAUCGGAGGGGGCUGAUAUUCACAUCCCUAAUAAUGAAGGAUUUUCGCCACUCACUUCAGCUUCGUGGACAGGAAAUUUGGAAAUGGUGGCUCUUUUAUUGAGUCUUGGAGCUGACGUGAACGUCAAAAAUCAACAUGGGUACACACCCCUCCAUGCAGCCGCCAAAAUGGGACACUUGUACGUUGUCCAACUGUUGGUCGAAAAUGGAGCCAAUAUUAAAGAAGUGGAUAAUUGGGGAAAUGACGCAUCGACUAUCGCGAAAAAAAAUAGAAAAAUGAAAGUGGAAGAAUAUUUGAGAUUAAAAAUCGUGAAACAAGAAAGCGAACAAUAAACAUUCUGUGAUUAUUUGAAUUUAUAAUCAGAAUAGGCGACAUUUUUGCCGGGAUGAAUAAAAAAAACGAAAAAAAAAAAAA